AUGGAAAACAUCCUAGAUGGUAAUCCUGAAUUAGAUCUACUAGGGUAUAGUAUCACAGAAGACAGGGAUACAGUACUUCACAUUGGUGUAUAUUCCCAAAGCAUCAAGUUCGUGGAACAUCUAGUCAAACGGAUGACGGAACAACAACUUGCACUUCAAACUAUAUCCGGCCAAACCGCCCUUUAUUGUGCAGCUGGAAUCGGAAAUGUGGAUAUGGCAAGGGCUAUGGUUGAAAAGUAUCCGCAACUGCUGAAAAUCCGUAACAAGCUUAACUUGCUGCCAAUCAGUAAAGCUGCUUUAGCUGGAAGACAUGAUAUGGUUGUUUAUCUCUACGAUAAGUACGUAAGUAUGUCAGAUAGUAAUGACUGGACAUACGAUGACAUACAGGACGUUUUCUGGAGAUGCAUCGAGGCUGAUCUCUUUGAUUGUGCACGAAGAAUAUUGGAUGACCAAAACAACCAAAGAGGAUUCCCUUCAAAAGAGUAUGCACGGGAGAUACUCUACAUAUUGGCUCAAAAGACUUGUGCCUUUAAGGAUAUCAAGUCAUGGAAAAAUUCAAUCAGUUGGGGGCGACCUGCUAUAAAGGAAAGUGUAGCCACAAAAUUACUGAGAGAAAUUUGGAACAACAUCAUGGAAAGGCCGAAUCAUGAAGUUAAUGACAUUCUCGAAGGCCCCAAAGAUAUAGCCGAACCCUACCCUUUGCAAAUACUGUUUGUCGCAGCAGAAACCGGCAACACCAAGUUCUUAGUUGAACUGAUUCGUGGAUAUCCUGAACUUUUGUGGAGGAAAAAUGAUGACAAACAAAAUAUCUUUCACAUUGCAGCCUCUUAUCGUCAUCAUAGGAUCUACAAUCUGUUAUAUGAGAUGGGGUCGGUGCACGAUGUCAUGACUCCGAUGAGAGAUAUUUACGGCAAUAAUAUGUUGCAUUUAGUGGGAAUGAAAGCAAAGAGUCUCCAUGAGGAUGUGUCAGGAGCUGUUUUUCAAAUGCAACGUGAAUUGUUAUGGUUCAAGGAAGUAAGCUCUAAAGUCCCUCCUUACUGUAGAGAAGAGAAGAACAAUGAUGGUCGUAAACCGCUUCAACUAUUCACCGAGAACCACCAAGAUAUGGUAUCCGAAGGUGAGAAGUGGAUGAAAGAAACAGCCAACCAAUGUAUGGUGGUUGCUGCAUUGAUAACCACCGUUGUAUUUUCGGUAGCUUUUACCAUUCCAGGUGGGUAUGACCAAAACAAUGGCUUUCCUGUCUUCCUCAAAAAUGGACCCUUCAAAGCGUUCGUCAUAUUGGAUGCCAUUUCUUUAAUCUUGUCGUCAGCUUCCAUCCUUAUGUUCUUAUCCAUCCUUACUUCUCGUUACGCUCAAGAAGAUUUCCUGAUAUCGUUACCCAAAAAGUUGAUGAUAGGUCUAACAACACUUUUCCUCUCUAUAAUAACCAUGAUGGUUGCCUUCGCCGUCAGCUUCUUCGUGUUAUACCGUAACAAAUUGAUCUCGGUACCGAUUAUCAUCAGUGUAGGAGCUGUAGUACCCAUCUUUCUAUACAUGAAACUGCAGUUUCCUCUUUUGGUGGAUGCGUAUCGCUCAACAUAUGGUAGCAGGUAUCUCUUUAGGCCAAAAAAACGCGUGCUUUACUAUCGUAAUCCAAGGUUCUAA
Cynara cardunculus var. scolymus (artichoke) is the source of this 1644-nucleotide messenger RNA. RefSeq lists its product as uncharacterized. The coding region runs from base 1 to 1644 and encodes 547 amino acids. The transcript has 4 exons. Gene Ontology annotation, molecular function: protein binding. NCBI's taxonomy places the organism in Eukaryota, Viridiplantae, Streptophyta, Magnoliopsida, Asterales, Asteraceae. The record is from RefSeq and is a predicted model, not a curated record.